AUGCCCAAGGCAAAGGACAAGUCUACCAUGGACCUCACCUGUCAAAACUUCAACGAAUCCCCUCUUGAAGCCCAGUCUCGCAAAGAUGCCGAUUUUGAAAGCAUUGAAGCCAAACUGCCAAAACGCUGGAGCAGGACCGAGAUGUUCUUCAUCGACAAAGGCACCAGUUUCUUGGGUUCGAAGAACCCCUUCGGCAGAAAAGCGUGCCCUAAGGACAACAUAGUAUGGCUCCUGGACAACACAGCAUACAAACCGAUCAAGCCUGGAGACGAGUGUGAGCAGCCUUGGCAAGCCGAGUUCGUGGCCUGCUUCUUCCGUGAAGGGCGCAAGGACUUGACCAAAUAUGUUUGUGCCAUUGCCGACCUGGUUGGGUUGGAUGGCAAAGCCGGCGAUGAUGCGGCGGCCAGAAAGAGGAUCGAGGAACGAGUGAAGCCCUUUGUCAUGGCCAUUUCUCCAGCCCGCACAAUUCAGAUCAAGAUUCCCAGCCCAUGUGACACCGGAAUCCCUCACAAGCGUGUUCUUGGGCCUUCCAACCCCAAUGGAAUCAGCAGUCAGACCUUGCUCACCGGUGGUGCCAAUGAUGCUGACGGAAAGACGGUGGUCUGCACAAGCGACGACGACACCUUCCCAGGCUUGAAAUCCAAAACACGAUUUGUCGGUCCCGAAGGUUGGGGUAUCAUUUCGGAUAUCGAUGACACGGUGAAAGUGACCAUGACUCCCAGUCCUACCGGUAUCCUGCACUCCACCUUUGCCGAUGUCCCCCGGACUACACCAGGAAUGCCGGAAUUCUACAAGGUUCUUAACGAGUCUUUCAAAUCUCCCGCUUGGUUCUACCUGUCAGCCUCUCCAUACAAUCUGUAUCCCUUCCUCCACGACUUCCUCGACGCCAACUACCCGCAAGGAACAAUUAUCCUGCGAGAUGCCUCCUGGAUGUAUUUGGGCGGCCUCUUGCAAUCUCUCACCCAAGGCGUAAAGGAGUACAAGACCGAUCGCAUCGAAAAGAUUCAAUCCUGGCUUCCGAACCGCAAGUUCGUCUGCAUCGGCGAUUCAACACAGUCGGACCCGGAGGCGUACGCCGCCAUGUAUGCCAAAUAUCCUGACUGGAUCAAGGCAAUCUAUAUUCGGAAGGUUACUGAAGCCCCUCACAUGGAAAACAAGAACAAGAACCAAAGGUUCAUCGACGCGUUCAAGGAUGUUCCGGAUCAGGUGUGGAGGGUGUUCGUGGACCCGAAAGAAUUGGCAGAUCACAUCAAACAUGUGGCCGGCACUGCGCAUGCGGGUGUGGUUGGCAAUGUGCUCAGUCUAUAG
Messenger RNA from Fonsecaea multimorphosa CBS 102226, 1308 nucleotides. RefSeq lists its product as uncharacterized. Lineage: Eukaryota; Fungi; Ascomycota; Eurotiomycetes; Chaetothyriales; Herpotrichiellaceae. The transcript is spliced from 2 exons. Gene Ontology annotation, cellular component: actin cortical patch. The coding region runs from base 1 to 1308 and encodes 435 amino acids. Gene Ontology annotation, molecular function: phosphatidate phosphatase activity. The record is from RefSeq and is a predicted model, not a curated record.